Messenger RNA from Tinamus guttatus (white-throated tinamou), 618 nucleotides. The record is from RefSeq and is a predicted model, not a curated record. Lineage: Eukaryota; Metazoa; Chordata; Aves; Tinamiformes; Tinamidae.
UGGGACCUCGUGUGCAACUCGCGGGGGCUCAAGCAGGUGGCCCAGUCGCUCUUCAUGGCCGGCGUCCUCGUGGGCGGCAUCGUCUUCGGGAGCCUCUCGGACAGCCCGCUCUCCUGCCUCUUCCGCUUCCUGGCCGGAGCCUCCAUCUCCGGCAUCGUCCUCAACAGCGUCUCGCUCUCCCUGGAGUGGAUGCCCACGCGCACCCGGGCCAUCGUGGGGACGUGUAUGGGCUACUGCUACACGCUGGGACAGUUCCUGCUGGCCGGGGUGGCCUACAGCAUCCGCGACUGGAGGAGGCUGCAGUUGGCCGUGUCGCUGCCCUUCUUCGGCUGCCUGGCCGCCUCCUUCAACUGCGUCUACCUCUACACGGGCGAGCUCUACCCCACGGUGACGCGGUACGAGGGGACGGCGACGCGGGGGGACCGCGGUGACAAUGCGGUGUCAAUGAGGCGUCAACGCGGUGCCAACGCGGUGACAAUGCGGUGUCAAUGUGACGUCAACGUGUUGACAAUGUGGUGUCAACACGGUGACAAUGCGGUGUCAACGUGGUGCCAACGCAGUGCCAAUGCGGUGACAACGCAGUGUCAAUGCGGCGUCAACGUGGUGCCAACGUGGUGA